Penicillium diatomitis is the source of this 1833-nucleotide messenger RNA. RefSeq names its product WD40 repeat domain-containing protein. Gene Ontology annotation, molecular function: actin filament binding. Gene Ontology annotation, biological process: actin filament depolymerization; positive regulation of actin filament depolymerization. The coding region runs from base 1 to 1833 and encodes 610 amino acids. Gene Ontology annotation, cellular component: cortical actin cytoskeleton. The record is from RefSeq and is a predicted model, not a curated record. The transcript is spliced from 3 exons. NCBI's taxonomy places the organism in Eukaryota, Fungi, Ascomycota, Eurotiomycetes, Eurotiales, Aspergillaceae.
AUGGCAAUUACAAACGAAUCCAUCUGGGCGGCCAGCCCCUCCACAACCCGCGGUGCACCCACCCAGCUCUCCUCGGACGCCAAGGGUGAGCGACUUGCAUAUGCGUCCGGUAAAUCCAUCUUCAUUCGCUCGAUCGACAACCCCGCAGUUGGCCGACAGUACACCGAGCACAAGGCUCAGACUACGGUCGCACGCUUCUCUCCCUCCGGAUUCUAUGUCGCAAGUGGUGAUGCGACUGGGACUGUGAGAGUGUGGGAUUGUGUCGGAGAUGGCAUCACCAAGGGUGACUACAGCAUUGUCAACGGUCGCAUCAACGACCUGGCCUGGGACGGAGACUCCCAGCGCAUCAUUGCCGUAGGUGACGGAAAGCAGCGAUACGGCCAUUGUAUCACAUGGGACAGUGGAAACACGGUUGGCGAGAUCUACGGCCACACGCAACAGAUCAACUCUGUCUCGAUCCGACAGCAGAGACCCCUUCGGGCCGCAGCCGCCGGUGACGAUAAGAAGCUGGUCUUCUACCAUGGCGCCCCGUUCAAGUUCAACACGGGUAUCGGUGACAAGCACACCAACUAUAUUUACGGCGUGGGCUUCAGUCCGGACGGCACGCACUUGGUCAGUGUCGGCGGGGAUCGCAAGAUCUGGCUGUACGACGGCAAGACCGGCGAGACCAAGGGUCAAAUCGGUGAAGGGGAGCACAAGGGGAGCAUCUUCAGUGUGUCAUGGUCCAAGGACUCGCGAAAAUUCGUCACUGCCAGCGCAGACCGGACGGUGAAGAUUUGGGACGUCGAAGUGGGCAAGGCGACGCAGAGCUGGACUCUUGGGGAGGAUGGUGCCAAUGCCAUUCGUGAUCACCAGGUCGGUGUUGUGUGGCCCCACGGCCGAACAGAUGACCUGAUCAUCAGUCUGUCGUUGAGUGGCGAUCUGAACUAUUUGACCGAGGGUACUGCCAAGCCCCGUCGGGUUAUUCAAGGCCAUCAGAAGAGCAUCACCUCACUCGGUCAGUCCACUUUCGACGGCAAGGAAACCUUGUGGACGGGCAGCUUCGAGGGCCGUGUGUGCAGCUGGGAUGUCGCAUCGGGUUCCUCCGAAGAGAUUGAGGGCGAGGGACACCCUGGAUACAUUGCUGGUCUGGCCCCGACUGCCGAGGGCUCUGGCCGCAUUUAUAGUGUCGGGUGGGACGACACGAUCCGGUCCGUCGAUGUGGCGGCCAAGACCUAUACCGGCAGCGCAGCGAAGCUGACCGCACAACCCAAGGGGCUUGCAUCUGCCGGUACCAGUGUUCUCGUUGGCGGUGCCGAGGCCGUCGAAAUCUUCCAAGAUGGCCAAAAGACCGAUGACUACAAGACUAGCUUCCCGGUGACUACCGUGGCUGCGCAUGGACAGAUUGCGGCCAUCGGCGGCGAGAAUGGAGCCGUGCAGAUAUGCAAGGUUUCCGGUGCCAGCCUGUCAGCCCAGGCCGACAUUCAAGCUUCACGCAACCAAAUUUCUAUGUUGGCCUUCUCUCCCGAUGGCUCAAUCCUGGCCGUGGGAGAUCUGCGUGGUCGUGUCUUGGUCUACAAGGUUGCCGAUGGCAGUCUUGUCACGGAUCGCUGGACGGCACACACAGCGCGUGUCACUUCGCUCGCCUGGAGCCCGACUGGCACUCAUCUGGUCAGUGGUUCGCUAGACACCAACAUCUUUGUCUGGAGCUUGGCCAAGCCGGGUGACUGGUUGGAGGUCAAGAACGCGCAUAAGGAGGGUGUCAAUGGAGUCGCGUGGAUCGAGGGCGGAUCUAAGAUUGCCUCUGUCGGGGCUGAUGCUGCUGUGAAAGUGUGGAAAGUGGAAGGUCUAUAA